AUGGUGCCGUCGCCACAGCGCGCGUGGGCGUCCGCGCUGUUGGUGCUGGCGCUGGUGGUGUCGUCUGCAAUGCCUAUCGCCGUCAACGGCGUGCUGCGCCUCGUCGAAGCCAGCUCCAAGGCCCUCUUCUUCUACAUGGAAAUAAGAGAAGGAGAUAAUCUCUGGAAGCUACGUGAAAACUCUACGACAAUCGAGAAUGGUAUUUGUCAUUCAUCAAUGAUUCUCGAUAAUCUGAAUGCAAGCACAACGUAUUUUGUCAACGUACGAGAGCUGACACGGGUUGCUGAAAACUGGAACUGGAACAGAAGGCCGGGAUUCUCUGCAAACGGGAGCCACGUAACUUGUCCUCAUGACGUGCCCGAAGUAACACAUCUUGUGAUUUAUUCAAUGAAUUCGUCGUCGGUGGGUCUGAGUUGGAUUCCGCCAAAACUCCCGUGCAAAACAAGACUCGAGUACAGAAUUUCAUUCCACUCUCCCGGAGAGGAAACAUUUGUGAUCUUUCCUAAAGGAGUAUUCUGGAGCAACAGGUUAAACCUCACGGACAGUGUUGACACAGAUGUGAAGCACUGUGACGCCUGGCCUGAUCGCCACUGUCUCCUCGUUAGCAGCGACCGUUUCAAAUUGAAUCACCGCUACGUUGUUGAGGUUGCAGUUAAUCGCGUAGUGGAUAAUGUUCACAGCAAGCAUGUAAAUACAACAUUGAAAUUCACAUCGCAACAAAUG
This is a messenger RNA of Gryllus bimaculatus (two-spotted cricket), 723 nucleotides long. NCBI's taxonomy places the organism in Eukaryota, Metazoa, Arthropoda, Insecta, Orthoptera, Gryllidae. The record is from the annotation of a GenBank genome assembly.